Molecule: messenger RNA, 1674 nt
Organism: Cajanus cajan (pigeon pea)
Lineage: Eukaryota; Viridiplantae; Streptophyta; Magnoliopsida; Fabales; Fabaceae
Product: serine/threonine-protein phosphatase PP1
Cellular component (GO): nucleus; cytoplasm
Molecular function (GO): protein serine/threonine phosphatase activity
Source: RefSeq, a predicted model, not a curated record
AGCGAGGAUAUCUGUCUGAAACGGCACGCUCUCUCUUUCUCUGGAACAAAGGAAAGGAAGAAACCCUCUCCUUUUGUUCUGUCCGAAAGGAAUGUGUAAAAUCCAGCGUGGUCCCGAAACGACACCCCUCUGCGCUCAAAACGACUUCAACUCGGCGUUCUCCAGUUGAGGCAUGUUAUUCGCUCACACUACCCACUGUUAGAAGCGUUGACUUUGGGUUUGACGGAAGAAGAAAAUGGAGCAAUCGCUUUUGGAUGACAUAAUCAAUCGCCUCCUCGAAGUUCGUACCCGACCGGGGAAGCAGGUGCAGCUAUCGGAGUCGGAGAUCCGUCAACUCUGCGUAGUUUCCAGAGAGAUUUUCUUGCAACAACCUAAUUUAUUGGAGCUCGAAGCACCUAUUAAGAUUUGUGGUGAUGUACAUGGGCAAUAUUCUGAUCUUUUAAGGCUUUUUGAGUAUGGUGGAUUACCUCCUCAAGCCAACUAUCUGUUUUUGGGGGAUUAUGUGGACCGAGGGAAGCAGAGUUUAGAAACAAUUUGCCUUCUCCUUGCUUAUAAAAUAAAAUAUCCUGAGAACUUUUUCCUGUUAAGGGGAAACCAUGAGUGUGCUUCUAUAAACCGGAUAUAUGGGUUUUAUGAUGAGUGCAAGAGAAGGUUCAAUGUAAGGUUAUGGAAGACCUUUACAGACUGCUUUAAUUGCCUGCCUGUGGCAGCCCUUGUAGAUGAAAAGAUUUUGUGUAUGCAUGGGGGACUUUCUCCUGACUUGCAUAAUUUGGAUCAGAUAAGAAAUCUUCAGCGGCCCACUGAUGUUCCUGAUACAGGUUUGCUUUGUGAUCUCCUUUGGUCUGACCCAAGCAAAGAUGUUCAAGGAUGGGGAAUGAAUGACAGGGGGGUUUCAUAUACAUUUGGUGCUGAUAAGGUCUCAGGGUUUCUUCAGAAACAUGAUCUUGAUCUCAUUUGUCGUGCUCAUCAGGUUGUCGAAGAUGGAUAUGAGUUCUUUGCUAAUCGACAGCUUGUAACAAUAUUUUCAGCACCUAAUUAUUGUGGGGAGUUUGACAAUGCUGGUGCUAUGAUGAGUGUUGAUGAGACACUAAUGUGCUCUUUCCAAAUAUUAAAGCCAUCUGAUAAAAAAACAAAGCUCAAUUUUGGAAGUACAACAACUGCUAAGCCUGGAAACUCUCCAGCAGGUGUAAAGGUAGGAAGAUAACUAUUUGCCAACAAUGCUUGCACGACAUCUGUAGUCCUUCCUGGGUGCAAAAGUGUGAAAUUUGGCAAAAAGGUUGCUGCUACUCUGGGUCAGCUUGGUCUUGAACUCCUAAUGGUUGCGAUUAAGGGAAAGUCGAGUUCCAUUUCGUCUACUAUGAUAUAUGGAAUUUGGAAUUGUAAAAUCAAAGGGAAACGCCAUUAUGAACUAUGUAAACCAUUGUUUUUUAUUGGUACAAAUUUUCAUUUCAAGAUGGAGUCAGUCUCCUUGUCUUCGUUGUACACUAAUAGCUGGUAUAUUUUCAUAACUGUAAGUUUCUCAAGCGUAGAUGCAUCUAUUGCUGAGAACCAUUUAAAAUGCUUAUACGAUUGGCAUAUGGAUGGCAGGUGAGGCUGGUAAAACAAUGUCGUCGAUUCCCCUCGUUUCUCGUUGUUUCUUUAUUUUGUGUGAGAAAUCUUGUUUGAUUUGCGAUC